Molecule: messenger RNA, 2697 nt
Organism: Haemonchus placei
Lineage: Eukaryota; Metazoa; Nematoda; Chromadorea; Rhabditida; Trichostrongylidae
Source: the annotation of a GenBank genome assembly
AUGGAACCCAUGUUCGGAUUUGCUGGCAUUGGCUUCACGGAAAGGCGAAGUGAUGGUGAAGAGAAAUAUGUGGAAACGAUGUUGGAGAGAAAUUUGGGGAGGAAUGACAACGGAUUUGUUCGAUCAAGUAGUAACAAAUGGUAUUUGCAGCUGAAUUUAUCGGAACUCACAGCUUUUCCUGAAAGCCACUGCACCAAGCCGGCUUGUGUGGAGUCGAUGACAUGGUCGCCUGACGGUGCUAUACUCGCAGUAACGAUGAAUGAUGGCCACUUACAUCUGAUUGAAGCGGAACAAGGGGCAAGCAUUUUUGGCAAUGGUGAUAUCGUGGAUGAACGUCUUGGCAAGAGCUUGCUGUAUCAGAUUUUGUAUAUGAAGUCACUGAGAAACACUAUUUUAUUCAUGAUUCGUGAUGAUUUCGUCGUGUUAGCCCUUGCCGGAGGUAUUAUACCCGUGUCUGAAAUCAGACUGGUGGAAAAACUUUCUCAUUUGAAGCUCGACGUCAUCAACAUUUACGAUGUGCUGUAUACCAAGCGAGACGGAUUGACAAUAGCUGUGACAGAUUACGGGCCUCGUCCCAAGUUGGAUGAAGUGGAUCGUGACCCAAUUUGCACUCGGAGCUCAUCGCGCUUGUGUGGAGAAUUUGUAGCGGACCCUUACAAGGGCGAAAGUACACAUAGUGAGAAGAAAUUCGGAUCACCUUCGUUUAUGGCUGAUGCUAUAAAUUGUCCCCAUACCCAUCUGGUUAAUAUCGAUUUCAAACUAAAAAAUGAAGAUCUCUUAUGGGAACUCCUGCUGAGAUAUCUGAAAAUGUAUCACUGCCUAGUUCAUCUGACGUAUUCGAUGGAACUUGCAAAGAAGGAUUGGGAGUCUGAGAGUAAGAUUUUCGCUAACCGUCUAAACACUACUCCACACGAUCUUCGUCUUGGUGAUGCUCUUUUGAAUAGCCUAUUAGGUGGAGCCCCUGGCCCAUUAGCAGAAAGAUGGCUUGAAAGAACGCUUGGCGCUGCAGGGAUACAGUCAAUGCGUGAAUUCGUUGAGAAGAAGUUCAGCGGUUUGGUGGCAUUGUUACGAGGGCAGCUAUCUGCAGCAGCGAGGUCACUCGCCUUUCAAAUGGAUCAGUAUCGUGAACUGGUCAUGAAGCUGCAGGACGCUAAUUUAAACUAUGAGAAUUUGGUUUUACCGUCGUGGAAUGCCACUAGUCGACCGAGCGAGUUUUCAUCGGCGUCCAGCUCUGCUCGAAUCCCGGAUGUGACUGCGGAUCACGUGUUCGAUGCGUUGGACUCGAAUACUUCACGACUCAUUCUUGAUCGGUUGCAUUCAGGAGGAAUCAGAAUUCAAGCAAAGUGCGCGGAGAUGACUCAGGCUGCUACCAGUAACUUAAGAGAGCUGUCACAGCUGGUUCGAUGGAUGUCACUAUUAACGCCGCUGCUAAAGAAUACAAAACGUCCUGCUCAAAUUAUGGAACAGAACUGCAAAUGGGACGUGGCCAGUUUGCUGAAGUAUAUUGUUCAAACGUUCACGACGGAUCGUAAUGAGCGCGAACUGCUGAGCCUGUCGCUUUUUAAAAUUGAGGAGGUUCUCAAGGAGUUACGAGCCGAAGAGACAAAGGAACAUUUCUCACAUGACGAACUUGCCUUGAAAAGAUCUGAGGAUGACCGAACCCUUAGCGAACUCUUAUCGUCUGCGCGCAAGUGUCCUGACUCACCAAUGUGUGAACCGACGGACACAUCGACUCCGCGCGCAAAUCCAACCCAUUGCCAGGUGCAGAACGAUUUCAUCCUUGACAAGGUCAACCCGUAUUGGUCCGAGGGGCUCGCUCAAGAGACAAAAAAUUUGCUGGGAGAUCGAUUUGGAUUGGAAGGAGUGAAGGAUGUUACUAGUUUGGAAGACAGAAGUCUGCUUGAUGUGAUCAAAGAAGUGACAGAAAUAGUGCAAGGAGCAAGUUUGUUAAUGAUUCAGAGUGACGCAAAUAUGAAGGUGAAGUGGAUGUACGAAUUAGCGUCAGACGCAUCACACUGUGGCUUUGACUCGGUACGAUUAUCGUUAUUCAAAUGGUCUAAUGCGAGGGAUAUGGACGUUUAUGAACGAAAGUUGUUUGGUAUCAAAGGCAAGGAUUUGGAAGGUGCGAUCUGUGCGAGCACGAUCAGCCGUGGUGGACUUGAAUGCGAGUGCCUACUGCCUCGCGGAGUCGGAAAGCUCAGAGCCGGUGUUCAGCAGGAAAUGAGCGUCUCGGUAGCCAUGCAAGCAGGAGGGUUCGUAGAAACAACUCCUGUCCAAAAUGAAGCCGCUGGUUGCGCAAAGGCAGAUCAUCAGUCUGAUGCUCCUUUACAGUUGGUGACAGAUGAGAAUGCUGUGUUCGGAAAUAUCACCAAAUUCCUUUCGGUUGAGAUGUACGCUGGUGGUCAUAUAUACGCCCUAGCGACUUUCAAAUCAGAAGCUGGUGAAAUGAACCGUCUAAUGCGGAAACACCCCAUGAUGGAGGCGUGGUUCGUCCAUAGUGGACUGACAGCAGACCCUUGUGAUUUGGCUUGUUUAUCGACAGAUCGCCAACAGGGCUGCAUAGUAUCUGAAGAGGGCUGCCGAGUGGCACUGUUCCGGGUCCAAAAUUCAUCUGUUGACGAGCAGCCUUCUUCCCUGCUGACUGAGGCACCAGUUCAACGGCCAGCACUUCAGCUGCUUACGCAUCACACUCGUUAA